AUAUACCAGGCUCUUCUGCUAGUGUUUGACCACGUUUCCGAUGAAAGCGGUCAUACUGUUAUUGUUGUGUCUCUGUUGGCUAGUCUGAUAGAAGAUCAAGUGAAGUAUUUGAGAAGUCUUGGUCUGUCUGUCGUAAAUAUUUCUUCAAACGUUGAAGUUGAUCGUGCAAAGAUAGAGAAAGGAGAAUAUUCAAUUGUCCAUGGCUCACCUGAAGCAUGGCUUAUGAACCAGCGCUGGCUAUGUAUGUUGAGUAUUGAUGUCUACUCGAAGAAACUUUGUGUUGUGGCUGUCGAUGAACCUCAUGUUUUACGGCACUGGUAAGUCCGAGUUUUAUCGCGAUUUCCAUCAUUGACGUUUCAAACUUUCAAAGAAACAAUUUCACUUAUAUUUUAAUAAAAAUGUGAGUAAAAUUGGGAAACAAACACAUACACUAAACAAUAAUAUAAAAUAAUUAUCCAUUCUUCUUUGCUAAAAUUAUCUUAGAAACUUUUCCUGUAAAACUCUUAAAAAAUGAUUUAUUUCAAACGAAUUCAAUCUUAAUUUAAAAGUUUUCAUUAGUAUUGUUUUGUUUUAAAAGUAAUUUAUGUUUUCUUUCCUCACUCACAAGCCACUACCAGUUCACAUACAUGGAGACAUUGCAGGGGACAUCUGAGGACAAUAAAAUGGCAGCAUUGCGUGAGUGUUAUGGCCGACUUCAUGAGCUGUGA
Molecule: messenger RNA, 707 nt
Organism: Pocillopora meandrina
Lineage: Eukaryota; Metazoa; Cnidaria; Anthozoa; Scleractinia; Pocilloporidae
Source: the annotation of a GenBank genome assembly